AUAGACCAAGAACUCGAAGUUUGAAGCUGCACCACACCUACUGUAUCGCCAACUUUAUCCUUUUGUCUUAAAAAAAGAAAAAAUCAAAUCAAUUCUUUGAAAUAAUCCAAUCUGCCAAUUUUUCAGUGGCUCUGGUGUUGCCAAUGUGUUCUAAAUUAUAUCCCCAUCAAAACCAACAUUUAUUUACUGACACAAAACACUAAACACACACAACAACACUGCACUAUAUUACACUUGCACCAUUCUCUCAUUCGUGGGUUAGUUAGUAAUUCACGGGACAUAGAAACAGAUACCUGCAUAGAAACAGGUUAGGAACUGAGUUUGCUGUUUUUAUCAUUAAGAAAGAUACAGUAAUCAUACGUCAUGGCACCAAAGGCGUUAGACUAUGAAUCACUGAAUGAAAACGUGAAGAAGGUGCAGUAUGCUGUCAGAGGAGAGUUGUAUCUUCGAGCUUCUGAGCUUCAGAAGGAAGGGAAGAAGAUUAUUUUCACAAAUGUUGGCAAUCCGCAUGCUCUAGGACAGAAGCCGCUAAGUUUUCCUCGCCAGGUGGUUGCUCUCUGCCAAGCUCCAUUUCUACUAGAUGAUCCUAAUGUAGGACUGCUAUUCCCCGCAGAUGCAAUUGCAAGGGCCAAACAUUAUCUUUCAUUGACUUCUGGUGGUCUAGGUGCUUACAGUGACUCCCGAGGUCUCCCAGGAAUUAGGAAGGAGGUUGCCGAAUUUAUUGAAAGGCGUGAUGGAUAUCCAAGUGAUCCAGAGCUCAUAUUUCUAACCGAUGGUGCCAGCAAAGGUGUGAUGCAGAUCUUGAACUCAAUAAUUCGAGGUGAAGGUGAUGGGGUAUUGGUUCCAGUCCCACAGUAUCCGCUUUACUCUGCUGCAAUAUCUCUGUUUGGUGGUUCCCUUGUACCAUAUUUCCUAGAAGAGACUGCAAAUUGGGGUCUUGAUGUUAAUGAUCUGCGACAAGCAGUUUCCCAAGCUCGUGCUAAAGGAAUAACUGUAAGAGCAAUGGUGAUUAUUAAUCCAGGAAAUCCCACUGGCCAGUGUCUUAGUGAAGAUAAUUUAAGGGAAAUAUUGCGCUUCUGUUACCAUGAAGACUUGGUUCUUCUUGGAGAUGAAGUUUAUCAGCAGAACAUAUACCAGGAUGAGCGGCCGUUUAUUAGCUCUAGAAAGGUUUUGCUGGAUAUGGGGCCACCAAUAAGCAAGGAAGUCCAACUUGUUUCUUUCCACACUGUCUCCAAAGGAUACUGGGGUGAAUGUGGUCAGCGGGGGGGAUAUUUUGAGAUGACCAACAUUCCUGCUAAGACAGUUGAUGAGAUUUAUAAGGUUGCAUCCGUAUCACUCAGUCCAAAUGUGCCUGCACAGAUAUUUAUGGGGCUGAUGGUCAACCCUCUUAAACCUGGUGACAUUUCGUAUGAGCAGUAUGUUAGGGAAAGCAAAGGAAUCCUUGAAUCGCUGAGAAGAAGAGCAAGAAUCAUGACUGAUGGAUUCAACAGCUGCAGAAAUGUGGUUUGCAACUUCACAGAAGGUGCCAUGUAUUCAUUUCCUCAAAUACGGUUGCCACCCAAAGCAAUAGAGGCUGCCAAAAGGGCUGGAAAAGUUCCUGAUGUUUUCUACUGUCUGAAGCUUUUGGAAGCCACUGGCAUUUCCACAGUUCCUGGUUCAGGAUUUGGACAGAAAGAAGGGGUGUUUCACUUGAGAACAACUAUUUUACCAGCUGAAGAAGACAUGCCAGCAAUCAUGGCCAGUUUCAAGAAGUUCAAUGAUGAGUUCAUGGAGGAAUAUGAAGACCAUAGGGGUUAUUCAAGGAUGUAAGCAAUGUUGCAAUCCUCAAAAUGUAUCAUAUUUUUUUUAGCUUUUGUACACCAUUUUAUAAGUGCUCCUUGAAUUACCUCUAUUUGGCCAUAAUUCUGUUAAAAAAUUUCUUUCUCCUCCUACUAUCAUCACUCACAAUAUAAAUUCUGUUUGAAUUCCCUCA
Molecule: messenger RNA, 1972 nt
Organism: Ricinus communis (castor bean)
Lineage: Eukaryota; Viridiplantae; Streptophyta; Magnoliopsida; Malpighiales; Euphorbiaceae
Product: glutamate--glyoxylate aminotransferase 2
Exons: 14
Coding region: 364-1809 (481 amino acids)
Biological process (GO): photorespiration; biosynthetic process
Molecular function (GO): glycine:2-oxoglutarate transaminase activity; L-alanine:2-oxoglutarate transaminase activity; L-alanine:glyoxylate transaminase activity
Source: RefSeq, a predicted model, not a curated record